Molecule: messenger RNA, 1134 nt
Organism: Arabis nemorensis
Lineage: Eukaryota; Viridiplantae; Streptophyta; Magnoliopsida; Brassicales; Brassicaceae
Source: the annotation of a GenBank genome assembly
AUGAAUGCCACAGCUCAACGGAAUUUUUCGCUAUCGAAAAGCGACAACGAUGAUAAAAGUGAACCUGAUCAUCUUCUUGUUCUUGUACACGGUAUCUUGGCAAGUCCCAGUGACUGGCUCUACGUAGAAGCUGAGAUGAAAAGACGACUUGGAAGAAGAUUCUUGAUUUAUGCAAGUUCUUCCAAUACCUUCACUAAAACAUUUGGCGGGGUCGAUGGAGCUGGAAAACGACUAGCAGAAGAGGUUAGACAAGUUGUCCAAAAGAGCAAGAGCUUAAAGAAGAUUUCCUUUUUAGCCCACUCCCUUGGUGGCCUAUUUGCCAGACAUGCUGUUGGUGUUCUCUACUCAGCAGCAAUGUUACAAGCCAGUGAUGGUUCUGUCUCUAAAUCGGGGAAUUCACAUCUUCUGCAAGGUAGGAUUGCUGGGCUCGAACCGAUUAAUUUCAUCACCUUGGCAACACCUCAUCUAGGAGUAAGAGGCAGAAAGCAGCUGCCUUUUCUGUUGGGAGUUCCUAUUCUAGAGAAACUUGCUGCACCAAUAGCUCCGUUCUUUGUUGGUCGGACUGGUAGCCAGUUGUUUCUCACUGAUGGUAAAGCUGAUAAACCACCUCUUCUCUUGCGGAUGGCAUCCAAUGGUGAAGAUGUGGAAUUUUUAUCGGCUCUGGGGGCAUUUCGAUGCCGCAUCAUAUAUGCAAACGUAUCUUAUGACCACAUGGUUGGUUGGCGUACAUCUUCCAUAAGGAGAGAAACUGAACUUUUCAAGCCUCCACGCCGGUCUCUAGAUGGAUACAAGCAUGUCGUUGAUGUAGAAUACUGUCCACCUGUUUCCUCAGACGGAGCCCAUUUCCCUCCAGAAGCGGCUAAAGCGAAGGAGGCCGCACAAAGCUCGCCUAGCCCUCAGAACACACUUGAGUACCACGAAAUAGUUGAAGAGGAAAUGAUCCGUGGUCUGCAGACUUUAGGGUGGAAGAAAGUUGAUGUCAGCUUCCACUCCACUUUCUGGCCUUACUUAGCUCAUAACAACAUUCAUGUGAAAAGUGAAAGACUUUACAAAGCAGGAGCUGGAGUCGUUGCGCAUGUUGCAGACAGCAUAAAACAGCAAGAAAAUUCCACGUUUAUUACCGCCAGCUUAUGA